Molecule: messenger RNA, 1370 nt
Organism: Polypterus senegalus (gray bichir)
Lineage: Eukaryota; Metazoa; Chordata; Cladistia; Polypteriformes; Polypteridae
Gene: ppm1kb
Product: protein phosphatase, Mg2+/Mn2+ dependent 1Kb
Exons: 7
Coding region: 213-1325 (370 amino acids)
Biological process (GO): protein dephosphorylation
Molecular function (GO): cation binding; protein serine/threonine phosphatase activity
Source: RefSeq, a predicted model, not a curated record
GCUCUUACGUCGGGUGUCAUUUGUACACACAAGGGCGAGCGGCAGGCGGCAUUCGGAAUGUGAGGAGUGCGUCUGCUGGAGACAAGCCGCCUACCUGGGAGCGGAGUAGAGGAGCGCAUAGGGGUCACCCUGAAGUGAGAGGCUCUCCUUAGAUAAGCACCUGUCUGUUGUUCCACAAAUAUCGCCUUUUUCUUUUUUUGGGACAGGACGUUAUGUCAGCAGCUCUUUUCAUUAACUUGUUGCGAUCCCACGGAUAUCAAAUAAGAAGGCGAGCACUACUGACCUCCAGAAUCUUACAAGAGGACAAGCGUCUGUUUCAUUACAGUUCGAGUCCUGAACUCCGUUCCUCCCGGUUUGACCCCGACGGCAGUGGUCGUCCCACCACCUGGGACACAUUUGGAAUAUGGGACAACCGCAUCGAUGAGCCAAUUCAUCUCCCAUCCAGCAUCAAGUAUGGUAAACCCAUCCCAAAGGUGAGCCUGUCCAGGGUGGGCAGUGCCUCCCAGAUCGGCAAGCGCAAGGAGAAUGAGGAUCGCUUCAAAGUCGCUCAGAUGACCGAGAACAUCCUCUACUUUGCAGUUUUCGACGGACAUGGUGGAGCUGUGGCUGCUGACUUCUGUGACAAGUACAUGGAAAAAUAUAUUACUGAUUUCUUGAAAGAAGAGGAAAACUUGGAAUUAGUGUUAACCAAGGCAUUCUUGGAACUAGAUAAAAACUUAGAAAAGCACAUUCAGUCAUCUGGAAAUGCUUCCUUGCUGAGUGCGGGCACUACCGCCACCGUGGCACUGCUGCGUGAUGGAGUCGAGCUGGUGGUGGCCAGCGUGGGCGACAGCCGGGCGCUGCUCUGCCGGAAAGGGAAGGCCCACAAGCUGACAGUGGAUCACACCCCAGAGCGUAAAGAUGAAAAAGACAGAAUUAAGAAGAGUGGUGGCUUUGUGGCUUGGAACAGUCUCGGUCAGCCUCAUGUGAAUGGCCGGCUAGCCAUGACACGGAGCAUAGGAGACUUUGACCUGAAGCGCAUCGGAGUCAUCGCUGAGCCAGAGACCAAGAGGAUUAACCUCCAUCACGUGUACGACUCUUUCCUGGCGCUGACUACCGAUGGUGUCAACUUUAUCAUGAACAGCCAGGAGAUUUGUGACGUGAUCAAUCAGUGCCAUGACCCCCUGGAAGCUGCCCAGGUGAUCUCUGAACAGGCUCUCCAGUACGGCUCAGAAGACAACAGCACUAUCAUCAUCGUUCCUUUUGGUGCCUGGGGAAAGCACAAAAGCUCGGAUGUGAACUUUUCAUUCAGCCGAAGCUUCGUCUCCAGCGGCCGAUGGGCAUAACGUGGAGAUAACUAGGAAUCGCCAAUGUGCAAUAAGGGAAAAAAA